ACGCACAUUAAAGCGAGGAAAGAUCUCUUGCAGAUUCCUGCGAAACAGAGUAUGAAAGGCAAUAAAUUAAAUCUAUGCAGACGCGAUUCCUGCGAAACAGAGUAUGAAAGGGAAUAAAUUAAAUCUAUGCAGACGCAGUCGCGUCUAUGCUGAGAAUGCAGGUUCCUUUGUAGCUUCAACAAAACCGAGUUAAUUGAUAUUUGCUGGUGCUUAUAUCUUAUAUAAGGAAGGCAAUUAUAUUUGCAAAGAGAACAAUCACAGAUAAGAAACUUUGUAAGGACAGGAAGCUAAGGAUUACGCAACACUAAGUUUCAAAUUGGAAAGAAAUUGACUGUUUGUAAAUACUUCAACAAUGGUUUCCGUGAUUGCAAACUGUAUGCAUGGGGAAUCGCACAAGGCUUGGAUGAGGGCAACGAACAAGAUUUGUAAAGGAAAAUAUAGAUCAGAACAUCAUGGAAAAGGGCUAUAUAAAUUGCCGCAGAUCAGUACUGACUCCUUAUCAGAUGUUCUUUGUCAGUAUCUGCAAUAUGCCCUCCACUUUGCCAGUAUUCACUCCUUAGAUGAUGUACUCAAGGAAUGCUUCUUAGACUUGGGAUUAUUUCUCGGGGAUAGGAAAAUAUGUGCUGAUGCAAUUUUGGACAUAUGGGUUUAUGUUCGCAAGCUACAAAGGCAUGAUGCUAUUGACAUCUUAUCACAACUUGCAAGCAGCAAUCUGUUAAAUUUAACGAGCAAUUCAAGAGGAAGUACGACAAUGUCAUAUGGAAAUACUUCAGAGUUAUACUUUUCCCACCGUGACGGAAUGCGAAAUUUGGCCAUGUAUUUGGGACACCAUGACAAUAUACUCCACUGCAAGAGGUUGUUCAUAGAAAGGAAGAACUUUGGUUCGUUAGAAAAAUGGGAGUUGCUCAGAGAUAGAGCUUCUCAUACUCAAAUUCUCUCCAUUCUCACCGGCCCUAUGGAGGAAAAUGACUGGUAUGAUAUGAAUUUCCCCGAGACAGAGGCUCUGUUAUUAUUCUUUACUUCGACAGAAUACUUUCUUCCCCAAUUUCUGAAAUCCAUGAAAAAGCUAAAGUUUCUGAUGAUAUUCAAUUGUGGUACAAACAAGGCAAUAGUGAAAGGUCUAGAUGUCUUAUCAUCACUCACUCAACUCAAGAGUGUCCGCUUGGAGAGGUUGAUUUUACCCUUUGUUGAAAAACGGGGCAUUGAAGCACUGCAGAACAUAGAGAAGCUAUCUUUAAGCUUAUGUGAAGGAUUUGAAAAUAUAUCUCCAUUCACCAAGCUAAAAGAUUUUAACCUGGACCACAGCAAUGAUUUGGAUUUACCUCUUGGUAUCUGCAAAAUGCCUUCCACUCUAUCAUGCUCUAUUACCAACUGCCAUCAGCUUCAAAAUUUACCAUAUGAUUUUGGAAAUAUGAGCAAUCUGAGAAUGUUGAGGUUAUCGGCAUUACCACGCCUGGAACAACUUCCUGUGUCAAUUGGGAAACUUGUACAGUUGGAAUAUUUAGACAUUUCACUAUGCGAGGGCUUGAAAGAACUUCCUAAGGAAAUAGGCCAGCUCAAGAAAUUGAGGGAGCUUGAUAUGAGAGAGUGUACUCGUUUGAUGGCACUAGCUUCAACUGUUUGUGAACUAAGUUCCCUGAAGCUUGUCACCUGUGAUGUGACGAUAGGGAAGCAGUGGUUGCGAGCCAAGAACAUUUCUAUUCCUGAGCUUAGAGUUGAAAUUGUGGAAGCACGCUUUAGUUUGGGUUGGCUUGAUGAUUGACUUCUUUUAUUAUCUCUUAUCUUGAAGAACAAGAUCCAAGGAUUUUGGCAUCCUUUGUAAAUUUUUCAUUAUUUUUUUUUAAAUACAAGGUCCUCUAGAUUUUCAGCCAA
This is a messenger RNA of Cryptomeria japonica (Japanese cedar), 1872 nucleotides long. Its product is annotated as probable disease resistance protein At4g33300. Gene Ontology annotation, biological process: defense response to fungus. The record is from RefSeq and is a predicted model, not a curated record. The transcript is spliced from 3 exons. Bases 353 to 1762 code for a protein of 469 amino acids. NCBI's taxonomy places the organism in Eukaryota, Viridiplantae, Streptophyta, Pinopsida, Cupressales, Cupressaceae.